This is a messenger RNA of Cinara cedri, 17658 nucleotides long. The record is from the annotation of a GenBank genome assembly. NCBI's taxonomy places the organism in Eukaryota, Metazoa, Arthropoda, Insecta, Hemiptera, Aphididae.
AUGGACAACGGCAAUUCCUAUUCGUACGACGACGAUCUCAGUUAUCAGUAUGAAGACGAGUACAAACGAGGUAUUACGCCCAUUAAUAUUUAUUUACUUAUACUCGCCAGCGUGUCGAUUAUUGUUGUCUAUUAAAAACAUCUGCCAAUUCUAUUAUUGGCCGCGGCGGCGGGGUUAUUAUAAAAAAAAGCGGUUAUGGCUGAUAAGAGUUUUACAGUUGAAAUAACCCGUGCGUUUUUGUCUGAUUUGAUAUUCGAUAUUAUACAGCUAAGGGCGCCCGCAGUAAUAUAAACCGGGAGGGGGGGAAGCAAACGAUAUGUCAUUGCUUACGAAAACAACGAUUCUGAGCGGAGUUCAGUUUAUAGUGGUGCUUUGUCGACAAUAUAUAAUAUGGCAUAUAAAAAUGCCGUAAUAUUUUUUUUUUAUUAUUAUUAUUAUUUUUUUUUCUAACAUACCUACAUUUUGUACAUUUCCCGUUUUUCCUUCGUUUUUUUUUCGGUUUUUCACAUUUGACGAGAAAACUUCUCCUAAUCGAAAAAUUACCUCUCUAAAGUACCUCCCCAACAAGAUUUCCUUUCAGAAAAGAUGCUGCACUUAAUAUUUCGGAGCAAGAUCUCUGGUAGAAAAGUUGUCCACAGAAAAAAAAAACAUCAUUGUACAACCAUAAGCUUCUUCGCUCUACUCAGAAUCUAAUCUUAGACGUAAUAUUGGGCCAGUAAAUAUGUAAAUGGACCGCAUAGAAGUGAAAAUCUCGAUAGGCCGGUACACAUCGAUUCGGCCCUGGGCAUGGCCCCCACCGGCCCACCCCUGCGGGUGCCCUUAUAUACAGCCGGUGCGGAAUAUUACAAUAAUAAACCGGGUUCCCGAUAUCGUUGUCGAUUUGAAAUAAUCUUGACCGUCUCCGCCGUUGCGAAGGGGUUUUCGUUACGGCCAGGGACGUCACGAUUAAAAUUUUGGCGGAUGUGCGCGAGUCGGUAAGAAGAACGUCAACAAUAUAGGUGUUUGGUAAUAAUCAGUAUCAAUAACAAACGGAUUAAUUCCAGUGAUAAUUCAAAAUAAUCUUGUUAAUACGUAAAACACUGCUAUGAAAAUAGUCAUAACCACCAUCUAGGUACCUGUUUUAUAUACAAGCAGGAUGAUCACUUUGUUCGCCGUACUCCUACGCCCUCCCAUACACAUUUGUUAUUACUUUUUUAUCAACGUUUUUUGCUAUUGAAAAUCGUGAAGUUUUGAUUAUUUCAUAAUAAUUAUUUUAUACUAAAAACUAACUUUUCGACUAAUACAAGUAUAUUGUUAUAUUGUUAUAAUAUUUUUUAAUAAACAUUGUUCACACAUUUGUUAAACCUCAAACAUUUAUAAAACGCUAUUACUGUUGCCUUCGUCACAUAAUACAUAUUAUAUAUCUACACGGGAGAAAAAUUAUAUCCAUUAACACAACCACCACCACCACGACAAGAAUAUGGUUAGGUUCUUGGCUAAAUCUGAACCCCUUGUUCAGCACCACUUAUUAAUUCUAUUUAAUCGACUAUCAAGUAUUUUGUAUAUAAAUGUAUUGAUAAAUCGUUUAUGUAAAGUGUUUUUCAAGAGAUAAAACUUUGUUCCGUCAAUUACCAUUGAAUUUCAAAUAAAAAUUUUAGACAGGCCAUUGACAUUAAAACUGGCAAUAUAAUUUGACAUCACUAGACGCGUGACGUGGACGUCGUAUUUAAACCGGAUUAAGAACUAGGCUAAAGCAUUUGCCAACUUGAGAUCGUUGGUGUAAAAAAAUAAUAGGAACCUACGCAUAUAAGUAGAGGUAACUAAUUGUUUUCCAUGAAUUGACUAGGUGCAUUUGUCCAGGUGGACAACAAUAAAAAAUAAAAUACAAGGCUAAAAGUGCUUAAGUAAAUAUUGUGCAUCAUCGUUUGUAAAUGUUCACCCCACCUCAUUAGUCUUAGUAGUCGUGUGACGUCAAAAUUUAAUGAAAAGUCGUGUCGGUCGAUACAUUAUACGUGUACAAUAUUUGCAUAUUACAUAUCUAUACCGAUGUAUACCUAAAAAUAAUUUAGCGUAAUGAGUAUUUUUACAUUCGAUCGAUUUAGUAUAUUUCAUAGGUAAAAUGUGUCUUGAUAUGCUUAGGGCCGGAAUGGCCCAGUGGUCUACUGUCUUAGAGGACAAUGGACCGCUGUUCUUGGUUGGGUUGUGAGCCAGUGCCUGGUUUAACGGUACGGUUAUAAUAGGUAAGACGUAAUAGGAGACGAUGAGACAGCCGUGAGUAUAUUCGCAUUUAAGUAUUAAAAAUAAAUUGAAACGUAUGAUUUUAAAACGGUUUGGGUUUAGUAAACUGGCGCGGAAAGUUCGUUGAUAAUCUGCACGUAAAAACAAUAAUCUUUAAUAAUGUAUAAAAACUUUUUAUAUUAAAAGAAAAGUACGAAGAAUCCCGGGACUUUGUUCUCUCCCGCCAUAUAGGUACAAGGUCAUUUAACAAGUUUAUGUAUAUUGUUUUAGCCGCUAUAUCUGGGAUAUGUUUUGUCCGAAUCUCACAAACUGCUUAAAUAUUGUGACUUAGAUAUUAAUACUAUUAUUAUUAUUAGCAAAUUUUACUAUCCAUUUGUAAUAAUAUGAUAAGGUACCCGUUUCUCGCGUCUUUAUAAUAGGUAUAUUAUUCCAGAUUCUGUUGUACAAUAAUACAGUUUGCGAUAACGCUCAAGCAAAAAUAUUAUAAUAUUCGUAUGAAUGGCAAUGGGGCGUUAUGUACUCGUAUAUAAUACGGACUAUAUGAUUAGGUAUAGGUAUAUACACGUUCCUGCACCUACUCAUUCUCAGACAACUCGAGACGUGGAAAUUGAAAUACAUUUUCAAGAAUUAAAAAAAUAAAUAUAGCUUUUACACGUACACCGCCGCCAGAUUUGUCGGUGUAUACAUAAUGUAAUAACAUAUAUAUAUAAAUAAUUUUACGUAAAUAGCUACGAACAAGCUUUAUAUAUACCUACCAUACUUGAAAAUGAAAAAAGAAAUCGUAUACACUUUUCGAAUUGCAUUAGCUUAUACUCGUGUUUGUAUAUUUACCAGUACCUACAUAAACAACUUGUAUAUAAACCUAUUCAAACAAAAUAUAAGUUGUACAAAGUUCUGAGAAAAACACUUUCGGAACUAAACACAGAACCUAUACUACGCAUACAUAUAUGUAUACUGUAUAGCGUAUAUAUUCUAUAUUUGCAUAUGGUAAAAACGUUAUGCAUUUGAGACUUAAAUAGGUUCAAUUUGAAAUAAUGUUAUUCAAAUUGAACAUUUUUAUGUUCAAUAUAUAGUAUUUGGUGGAUGUUAAAAGAUUAGGGUUUUAAAUUGUAACCUCCAACUUUAAUCGAUUUCGAAUCUAUAUUAAAAUAUAACCUAGUGCGCGUGCAUAUUAUGAAACUAGGAUUAAAGAGAAUAUAAAACAUAAAAUUAAAUUGCAGGAAAAGUAGCGCCGAACGUGUUCCUCGGGUGAUUUAAUUAAAAAGCGUAUACUAACAAUAAUGCCUAGAUAUAGGUACCUAUUUUAUCAUUGGGUACAAGAUAAAUUUAGUUAUUAAUUAUACUUAUAGUGAGUUUUAGAUAAAUUUAUUAGUACAAAUAAAAUUAGAAAACAAUAAUAACUAGUGUAGUAUGCAAAUAUAAAAUUCAGAUUAUUCGGCAAUUCAAUAAUUAUUUAAUAUUUUAAAGUCUACAAAACUAAUUUCUUCGUUUUUUUUUUCUUUUUAUAUCCUACCUGAUUAUCAUUACUAUACAUUAUAAGUUAAUGUAUUAUCGUUGCAAAGCGACUGCUACUACGUAAAAGGUAGAUUUCGUAGAUAUUCCCUAUUUUUAUCAAUUUUUAAUUAAUAAUACCAACUGAUACUGAAUAUUUUGUUUUCAACGUCGCCCACGAAAAAGGUCGUAUCUCGUCUAUUCGUCCGAAGAAAUUAGUAAUAAUUUAUUUAAAUAAUAUACAGAAAUCUUGGUUUCCAUUAAUACAUAUACAGAUACGACGAAUAGACUAUCCACGAAAGUAAUUAUUCACCGAAAAAGGUUGCAAGUCAAUACUGACUGUAAUACUUUAAAUACAAAAGACAUUUUUCGUCGGCAGAUAUGCGUAAUACUUUUUUUUUAAAGAAAUAACUCUUGAAAAUACUUUUUUUUUCUGAAAAAUUAAAUUAAAUAUUAUUAUUAGAGAAGUCCUAUAUUCUAAAAAUAUUCUAAUUUCUAUACAUUAAUGUUAAAAAACAGAAUAAGAAAUUAAAUUAGAAUGUUUAUUUUAUUUACCCUAAAAGUUGGAAAAAGUGUCAUGCUGCAGGACAACCUUUUUCGUUGCGGCUUGCGAUGUAUUAUUUUUACUAUCAUUAUUUUGUAAAAGGACAAAACAUGGAUAAAAAAAAAUUUUCGAAAUAAGCAAAUUUUAAUCAUGUCCCAUUUUUUGUUAGUACUUUCAGCUCCGAUGUAAAAUUUUUGAAAUUGAAUAUGUAAAGAAUACGUCCAAGUACUUAGAAUAAAUUAAGCUUACAUAUUGAUAAUUUAAUAUACAAAUGUAUAUGUAUAAGUAUGUCUUAAUAUUUACAUACAUAUACACAGAUGUGCAUUUGAAAUAUUAAAGUAUGUCAAAUAUUAUACCUAAUAUUAUAAUCUCUUUAACGAUACGUAUGUAGGCGCAUUUACUAAUUUACCUACUCUUGCGUCAUAACAUGUUAAGCUAACAUUAUAUUAAAUUAUAUAAAAGCGUACGCACGGGGGAAGCAGGGACACUGCCUCCGCUUCCUCUGCGAGAUUUUUCCGCCAACAAAAUGUUUUUAAAAAUAUUAUAUUAUAAUAAAAUAUUAUCAAUAUUUUAUAUUAGAUAUAAUUUUUUUAAAACUUUGAACCCUAUAACUACGUCAGAAGACGUAUGGAACUUUAAUCUAAUGUAUUUUAUAAAAGCAUUUAGGAUUUUUAGAGGCAUUCAUUAUCAUUCAUGUUGUCUUCGAUUUUUUAUUAUUAUUUGAAUACUAUACAGUCGUACUGCCGUAGUAUAAUAAUAUAUGCAGUUAUUUGAGUGUAAUUUUUUUUUUCAUUAUUAUCGAAACGGACUUAUUGAAAACGGUUGAGGUAUUUUUGUAUUUUUAACCUAACCGUAUAGAUCAUAAACUUUUUUAAGAAAAUUAAAGAAACAAAAAUCUGUAUUUUAAUAAUACAUAUGAAUCGAUGAUUGCAGAAACUUCUCAAGUUUAUUAUUAAAAACUUUUGGAUAACUUAUAAAAGAUGUGUAGUAUAAAUAAUUUUUAAACUAGUGACUAGUGAUGUCUGCAAUCAUUAAUUAUACAUUUUACGUAUAAUUUAACAGGUAAAUGUCCAUGUUGUCCUCGAUUUUGUCUAAGGAUUGAUUUUAAUGGUCACUGUCUUGCUUGUUAAGAGGAACUGCGCACCGUAAUGUUAAAUUAUUUACAUAAACAUAAUAAUAUAGGUACCUAAUACGUUGGUGAAUUACCUAUAUAGUUGCAUAAAUUAUUAUCAAUAAAUCAUUAUUAAUUAGUAAUCUAUAUAAAAGCCGCGUACCUACAAGAGCCAUCCGCAGCGUUAUCAUAUUAUCAUUAUUAUUGUGUACCUAUACCUACGUUUCGUAAUACUGCAAUAUUAUAUUUUAUCUUCCGGCUAUAAUAAUAGUGAAAUAUGGAGAGUAAAAUAUGUCUAAAAUAAUUUACAGUUUUAUUCCCAAGUGAAUAAAUAAGAUAGGAUACGUAUAGUUUUCUCAAUUCAUUAUCACGCGGUGAGCUGUGACCGAAUCUCUGAGUCUCGUAACAUUUUGAAUAAUAAACUAUCCGUAAAAGGUAUAAUAUACAAACAUCAUUUCAUAAAAUAUAAUGCACUGGAAUUCGGAGGUACAUUAUAACCCAAGCGUUGUUCUAACGGACAGUAGCCAGUAGGACUCAAAUUGGGUAGUUAGAAAUUUCAAAAGUGCUGAUGGCUCCACAAAUUUAAGCCUAUUAGAUGUUUGUUAGCUAUUGUGGACCCUACUUUUGUUUAUUAGUAUAUACUUUUCAUCAACGUUAAAUUCUUUAUUAUUUGUAAAUAUGUUAUUCGUUCUUUACGUUUCUGUAUUUUUAAUGUAUUUGUUCAAAAAGCAUAGUCUGUAUAAAUUAAUAAAUAAAUAAAUAUGUGAAAAAAACACAUGAAUAGCAGAACUCUAUUACUAGAGUCGAAUUUUCUCCUCUCUGACUUAUUCCCGUUACAAUAUUUCAUAUGAUUAUUUUUAUAAUGAAUGAUAAGAAAUUAAACAUAAAAAGUUCUGUCAAAAUAGGUAAGGUGGUUUUCGAGAUUUUUACUAACGAAUACACACUAUAGACGGUGGGGUUGGGAUUAGAAGUUCUAACCUUCCAAAUACACAUCCUCGACAACAACUCUAUUUGCAUCAACUUAAACACAUUUUAACCAAGUUACUUACUUUCAUGAAUCUUUGAGGAAAUUUAAAACCCAGUGUUUCCAGUGAAAUAUGAAAUCUGUGCAUAAAAAUGGUUGAGGAGUGUGUUGAAAGUUGAAACCACCAAAGGCACAUUAUUGAUAAUUACACUGUGCAUAUACAACAUUUCACCCCCUGACUUCAUUUUGGGAAUCUUUAGAGGUUUACAAAGCUAAAGAAAUGGUGAAUUUAAUAUCUAAAUUCUGUCAAAAUGUUAUCUCUUCAAUCUUCCAAUAAAACAGCUCUGAUAUCCAAGUAUGGACUCAAAUAAGAAAGAAGAUAGAAAUAACUAAUAAAAUGAUCCAAAAGUACCGAGAAAAAGAUAUAUAUACAUAUAAAUAUAAUAGACACAAUAUAAUUUUCAAUAUUUGUGACUUGUGCACUUACUCAUAUUUACUCAUGUCUCAUCGUAUAUAGUCUUAACAUAUUUCUGAUUAAUGAAAGCCAAUCGUUUGCGAAUAAACAAUGUUAUAUAAACUGACUAUCACAUUUUAUUGUUAUAAAAGUGAAAUCUUAUAAUAACGAAAAAAAACAUGUUUAAUGUAACACAAAAAUAACUAAUAACUUUAUUUCAUUAAAAGAAACAUUUCAUAUCUAAGCGAUAAUGACAAUUACGAAAACCGCAUGGUUUAUAUCUAAAUCAAGAAAAUGGAUUUCCAGUUAUUUUAAAAUGCUAAAAAUAAUCGAUCAAAUCAAAUAGGUAGUUUAAGAAGAAAAGGUUUUCAAAAGACCAUGUUCAACAUUUGCAUUAAGUACAAAUUCAUAGGCGUGUCUACGGUGGCAGUCUAGGGUGCUUGGUCUGCUCCUGCAAUUUUCAAAAGACAUCGGUCAACCAAAUUGUAUAACUAGUGGCUUACAACUUUCAUUAAAAAAAAUUUCUUAUGCAUUGUUUAUAACAAAAUAUUAUUUUCUAUCUGUCUAUCAUUUUUAUUAUUCUAUAAACUAACACAUCAUAUAUUUUUGUAAUUACUUAACUAUAUAGCGGUGUAAUCCUGGCUUGAAUAAUAUUUCUGUAGUUAAAUUUAAAGGUACUAAAAAUAUUGUACACUUUAUUUGUAAAUAGAUAUUACAGACUUUUUAAAAUUAUAUAAAUAUUUAAUUAGGGGGACUAACCUUUCCCCUCUAUUUAAAGAGGAUUUUUUUGGUUCAUUAAGUGGCACCAGUCAUUAGCUAGGCUGCCGCUGAGGAUAAAGUCUAGUCACGUCUAUGUACGAUACAGACAUAUAUUUAUAUUUAUAUACAGUUCACACUAACAGGUACCACUAAAUAUUUCAGUUGGAUGAUCUUGUAUUGAAAUGGGGUUUUUGGAGAAUGAUAGGUAAUAUCGAAAUACACAUUUUCAAACAAAUUUCAAAUUUUUAACCUUUUCGGACGCACAUGUGUAAUACAAUUUACUUUUUUUUAAAUGACGAUACCAUUUUUUCAUUUAUCCAGACAGGAACUUUGAACAAUUUAUAAGAUAAAACAGUAGUUGCAAGUAUAUAAAUCUUAAUUUCAAACUCGUAGUGUGUACAUUUUUAUAAUUUUUACUACAUUUAUUUCGGAAGUAUGAAUGGCAAAAAUGAGAGUAAAUUACGAAAACAAACAGAGACGCCGAAAGCUGGUUUUUCCUAUGACAAAUGUCCUGGGUAAAUAAGUGGGUAGAUCGGUUUGUAGGUGGGUAUAAUGUGAAGAAAAAUAGGGACCUCAAUUUUACUAUAAAUAUUUUACUAUAUUAAGUUAUAAUAAUCACUGAUCUAUAUUGUUUAGAAGAGGAUAAUUUUUGUUAGUGGAUGGGACGUGGAUCGUGGAUGGGUGGGUGUAGUGACUCAAAAUAAAAUUGUCAUUGAUGUUUCAAAAUACAUCAGCGCCCAUGAAAACAAAUACGAGUUUAUUUGUGUUUUAUCUGUCGACAGACAAGUAUUUCUCAAUAUCGGAGAUAUUUCGAUUUUCAAGGUAUAAGUUGAACAUACUUAAUUUUAUCAAAACCAGAUUAUUCGUUUUUUUUUUUUUUUUUUUUUUUUUUUUUUUAAAAAAANAAUAAAAACAUGAUGAAAUGAAGAGAGGAGUCACCCAGUGGUAACACUGCCCUAACUUGAUGCAGAUUAUUCGUAAAUAUUAAAUUUCAGCAUACUGUAACAUUGCUAAUUUUGUAACUAGAAAAAAUUUUUCAUACAAAAAUUGUUUAAAAAAAUUAUCGAUCCGAAUCUGUUGAAAAAAAAUUGUAUUGCCAUUUAAAAAAAAGUAAGUUGUAUUACGCAUACGUGUACCGACAGAAUUAAAAUUUGAAAUUUAUCUGAAAAUGUCUAAUUCAGUACUCCCUAUCAUUCCCCGAAAACUCCAUUUCAAUACUAGGUCAUCCAACUGAAAUAUAUUAAGUGGUACCAUUUUGCGUGAACGUACUCAUAUCAUAAUAAUUAUAAUGUAUAGAUUAUGGGUUUUGAUUAUCGGUUGUGUGAUACAACAUACAAAUAUAUUUGAAUUAUAAAUAAUUAAUGUAAAAACCUUGUGGAAUAAUUUUGGACCUAAUUUGUACUUAUACAUUACUAUAUAAAUAUUAUUAUAUUUAUUAAUUAUUUAAUUUAUUUAUUAUUUAUUAUUUAUUCAUACCUAAUAAAUCUCCAGCAAUUUUAAUUUCAUCAUUCUAAAUCAAAUAUAAGAACUUUAUUACGUGUACCUAUAUUCGUUAAAAAAAAUUACUCUUGCCCAGUACUCAUAGUUAAAUCAUUACAUUAUCUACAGCUAUACUAUACAGGUCAAGGACGGAUCCAGAGUGGUCCUAGGGACCCAGCCCCCCCCCCAGACUUAUUAUUACUCCAAUUUUGGAUUCUGAGUGGAACGAAGUUUUAUAAAGAUGUUAGUUUUUUUUUUCUGUGCACAAUUUUGCUACCAGAAGACUUGCUCGGAUUUCUACGUGUCGCGCCUUUUCUGAAGAGAAAUUGGCGUGGGGAGGUACUUUCAGUAGGUCAAUUUUCAAUUUUCUCAAGACUUUUCUCUUCAAAUGAGAAAAACAAAAAAUAAACGGGAAAAUAUAAGAAAUAUAGGUAUUAGUUAAAAUAUAUUACGGCCUUCUUUUUUCCUGUGCACAACUUUCCUACCAGCAAUUUUCCUCCGAAAUUUAAUAAUAGCAAUAUUUCUAAAAGAAAAUUUCACUAGCGAGGUACUUUAAAGAGGUCAUUUCCCAAUAGUUUUUCCAGUAAAUUUGAAAAACCGGGAAAAAACAUGGAAAAACGUAGGAAAACUGGGAAAAUCGGUACAAUAAACAAAUAUUAUUAAAGAAAAUAUACAGAGCCUAUUUAAUUAAUUUACUAUAAUAUAUAGCCUAUAUAUAUAUAUAUAUAUAUUGUUGAUAAAGUAUUACUAUCAACUAAACUUCACUCAGAAUCGUUUUACCGUAGUAAACAAUGGUUUAUCGUUGCUUUAUUAUGUUUGUAUUGUAAAAAAAUUAUUCCCCCCCCCACCAGAUUAUUGCUUUGGAUCCAUACCUGAUAUAGGUACUAUAUGGCAGUACCUAGUUAUAUACAAUAUUUUAACAAUGUGAUUUUUUAACCUGAAUUAUAUACUUCUAUAAUAUUGACUGUCAGUAUAAUUAGUAUUCAUUACAAUGCUAUGAUAUAAUAUAACUAUCAUUUAGCUUAACCAGAACGAAACUUUGGAGAAUUUUAAUUUUGCAAUUUUCUCAUUAUUCUCGAUCGCUUAUAAAUAAAAAGUCUAUUUUCCUGAAUAUAGAACAUAAAUAUACAAAUAAUAAUAUUAAAUAGGUACUUAAAAUAUAGUCGUGGAGAUAUUUCGAGAAGAGAUAUAACGACUCCCUUGACUAUUUUACUAUCUCUAAGGAUUUUAAAUCAAACGGUGGUUAAAAAUUGACAUGGACAAUUUUUUCAGACGAAAAAGAAUAAUAUCAUUUCUUACCUAUAUCAAUAUACUAUUACUGCUGCUUCAGACGAUAAAAAUUUUUGAAACUUUAUAGUACUAUAAUAAAAUUGUACAAUACUAUUAUUGUCGAAAUUGCUUAUCAUUGCCAUAGAAUAAAAAAUAAGUAUAUGUAUAAAUGAAAUAGCAAACGAUUGUAAUACGUCGUGUAUUGUGUUAUAUGAGUUCUAGAAGGUGUAUAGUUACUUGUAAGACAGUUAAAAUUUAAAUAUACAUCAGGCUUUACUUUAAUGGGAACGUAAUACUCAAUUUAGGUACCCAAAAUCUCAAAAGUGCAUUUAGCUCCACGAAUUCGGGCAUCUAUACACACAUCGCACGUAUAUAAUAUAUUCAAAAGUUCAUGAGCCGUCUUUAAGAAUAAGUCUUUAUGAAUAUUUUCAACUGGAUUUUAACUAAAUUACAACAAGAAAAUAAAAGCAUUAUUUUCGUAAAUUUUCCCGUUCUUUCCAUGUUUUUUUUUUGUUUUGCUCAAUUAUUAAAACAAUCUAUUAAGAAAAUUAAAAAAUGACUUAUUUACACACCAACUAGAUUAAAAAUGCAACAAAAAAGGUCUCUUGUUAUUUUUCAAUGGGAGCAAUAUUUAUGGUAGAAACAUCGUGCGUAAAAAUUUAAAAAAUUUAAAUAUUGCGUAAAAUAUUGAAAUUAUAACGACGUAAAUUUGUUAGUUUUCAUUUUUCGUCUUUUUCUGAUUUUAUCAACUAUCAUAAAAAUUAUUUGGAAAAUUAAAAACCGACUUUCUUUGUGAGCACUUAGAUCCAAAAUGCAACAAAAAAGGUCUUUUGUUGGUUUUCUAUUGGUGCAGUUUUUCUGAAAGAAAACAGUUUGCAAAAAUUAAAAACAAUAAAAUCAGUAACGCCGCGGUGCGCCUUAAAUAUUUGACAUUUUACCUAUAAUUUUCUUUAGGUUUUUUCAAUUAUUUUGAAAACCCCUUAGAAAAUCAAAAAAUAACAUCUUUAAUGCACUUACUAGAGAAAAUUACCUUUCAGAAUUGGUACUACACUCUGUAUAUCGGAGUAAGAUUUCUUUUCAAAAAUUAUUUAUAGACAAAAAAAACACACAUUAUAGUAAAACCAAUAGAUCUCUCGGUACGUUUCAAAUCUAAAAUACACAUCAUUAUUAACCAAUAAAUAAAUACAAUCCCUAUUAGUAGACUUUUUUUUGAAAUCGAAAAAGUUUUUAUACUCCUUAUUUUUUAGCGGAGUCUUUUGGCUUUUGACUGGUAGAAAUGAAGUGCUUAGAAAAAGGAAUAUAAUACAUAACAAGUAAUAUUAUACCGAGUCAAUUUUUACCCGGUAUCUAUCGUGUGGAAAUUGCAACUUACAUAAUAUUAUAGGUAUAUCUAUUACCUACGAACAUACAGUACAGCAUUUAUUUUUAGUAUCGUAAUAACUAACGUAUAAUAUACCUAUUAAAUAAUUACUAACCUAUUAUUAAUUAAAUAGAAAUAGUUGCAUUAUAACAGCCAUAAAGCCCUAAAAAAAUAGGUCAGUUCAAGUAUGAGUAUCGGAGUAUACGUUUAUCUUUAUUCUAAAUGUCGUCGAAAACCAAAUGAUUUGUAAUAUUGUAAUAAUAUUCGCCUUUUGUGUAUGUAUGCAUAUCAUCCGCGUGUGUGUGAUUACUGUGCCAUAUAAUUAUUUAUUAUAUUAGCACGGAGUUAAAAUACAAUCCGGUUGAUUUUUAUGAUCAAUUUUUUUUACAUAUUAUAAGGGUUCCUUGAUGGGCAUAAUGUGUCAUAUUUCUUAAGAAAAAAAAAAUUUUAAUAGAAAUCAAUUAAUAGAAAAAGGUAUUAACGUCAGUGUACUGCGAAAUAUAAUUUGGUUUAAGUAAUUACAAUAAUAUUCUCAAAACAUUUUAAAUUUACGUUUUAUAAAUAACUAGGGUUCCCAUACUGCUUUACCCAUGUCAGUAAUGAACGAAAAGAAGCAUAAAAAACAUUAAAAGCCUAAGAAAAUGUGAUAACAAAAUGGGAUGAUGGAAACAGGUGUAGCUACUGUUACAGGUGAGAAGUUGAAAAGGUAGUAGAAGAGAAAUUUAAAGUAUAUCUGUAAGCAACGAUAAACCAUUUUUAACAAAAAUACAAUUCUGAAAGGAGUUCGGUUGAUAGUGUUGCUUUGUCAACAAUAUAUUUUUCAUAUUGUGGUAAAAUAAUUAAAUAGGCUCUGUAUAUUUUCUAUAAUAACAUUGGUUUAAUAUUGUACCUAUUUUCACUUUUUCCCGAUUUUUUCCAUUUGUUGGGAAAAUUCCUGGUAAAAUCAAAAAAUUACCUUUCUAAAGUACCUCCCCAAUCCGAUUUCCUUUCAUAAAAAGUGCUAUCAUUGCAAUGAUUUUAUUUUUCAUUAAAAUACUUUUUGUCUCUUAUAUACCGUAUUACAUAUUAUUAUAUAUUUCAAAGAUUUUAUAUAAUAUGUGUACCUAUGUAUUAAUACAUUUUAAUAUAAACAUAUAUUUAAAAUGUUAUACAGUAUACACUUAAACUUUAUCCUUUAUAUUUUCUAUAGUUUUUUUUUAAAUGCCAUUUAAUCUGAAAUUACCAAUAAAAUUCAUAGUUACAAAAACUAUUAAUGCGUAUAUACUCGUAUUGCGCAAAAUAUCGUAUGAACAAUAAACAUAUACGGCACGCGGCGACCAUUGAAUUGGCUCCUUGAAUCCAACCCCAAGAAACUGUAUUGAAUUCUCUCUAUAAUAUUUUAUCAACAAAUGGUUCUCAAAAUAUUUUUAAAAUGAAAGUUGAAAAACAAACGAACAUACUUCACACGAUGGGUGGGCCACUGUUGUAGGUGAGAAGUUGAGAAGAUAGAGGGCAUAUUUAAUGUAUAUCUGUUCGCAACGAUUAACCAAUUGCUAACGAAAAACAAUUUUGAGCAUAGUUCGGUAGUACAUGUUUUGAAAGGCUGUAAUAUUUACGAUUUUAAAAUAAAACAUUUCGUAAUUUUUUCCGUUUUUCCAAAGUUUUUCUCAGAUUUUCCCAUUAAUUAUGAAAACCUCUGGGAAAAUCAAAAAAUAACCUCCCAAAAGUAUCACUCUAAUAAAAAUUCCUUUCAGAAAAACUUCUACACUUGAAAAUCGGGACAAUAUUUUUGGUAGAAAGGUUGUUCACGGAACAAAAAAGAUAUGGAGCCAAUUCAAUUUGUUGCACCGAACGCAAAUCACAUUUUAAACUCUAGGUGGAACAAGCAUUGGUUUUACAAUGCUGUUUAUUUUUUAUUUUUUUAUUUUAACACUUUUUCUACCAAAAAUCAUACUCCGAUUAUUAAGUAUAGCAUCUUUUCUGAAAGAAAAUUUUCUCUGGGUUGUAUUUUAGGAAGGUCAUUUUUUGAAAUUCUCAUUAAUAUUUGAGAUAAUGAAGUAAACCUUGGGCUUUAGGUUGGAAAAAAAAUAAAAGAUUAAAAAUAAGGUUGGCAUUAGCAACUGUUUUUAUUUAUUUAUUGUUAUUAUUAGGAUUUUACUAUUUUAAUCUUUUUUAAACAAUUAUUGUUUUCAUGAAAACGCACAUUGUUGUAAUCAUUUUACCAUACUAUGACAUAUACCAUAUAUUGUAUUAUUGACAAAUCAACACUAUCAACUGAACUCUGCUCAGAAUCUUUUUUUUUUAUUAGCAAUGGUUUAUCGUUGUUUACAGAUAUACAUUAAAUUCUCGUUUAUAUCCUACCUUUCCAGUUUCCCACCUAUAACAGUGGCUGCAUCUACGUAUGAAGUAUGUCCGUCCUUUUUAAACUUGUCUUAAAUAUGAAUUAACAAAUUAAAAUUCUAUUUGUAUAUAUACCAGAAUAUACGUCACUUUAGAAAUUUUGAUAAUAGGACAUAAGUCGAGGUGGAUCCAAGACAAGACAACGAGAGACAGGAGAGGUUAAUUUUGGAAAUCCAGAUUUAUGGUGAAAAAUUAAGCUAUAGGAUAUUGGGAGUAACCACGGGAGAAGGGGGAGGGGCGAUCGCCCCAUCGAAUCCUCCUGGAUCCACCAUUAAUAUAAGUACACGUAUAUACUUCUAUUAUAUUAAAUAUAAGCUGUGCAAUCUUAAAGUCUUAAAAUUUUAUAUCGAUUAAUAUAGUUACCGAGCUAAUAUUAAGAUUAUUUUUUGAAAAUAUAUUAUAUUCAAUAUAAUAUAGUUAAUACUAACAAAAGUGUAGUGAUCAAUACAUUUAAAAUGUAUGAAUGUAUUUUACCUAAAUAAGUAUAGGUAUUAGGUAUAUGUUAUGCAGGCCACAGAGUGAAUAAUUAAAUGUGCUCAAUCCAAUUUAAUGGUUGAAUUUUGCACGUAUUCAAAUUCUAAUUUUUAGAAUUUUUAAUCAUCUAAGUAUUUGAAAAUAUUGGCUAUUGGGUUCCAUUUGAUCCAUAGUACUUUUCUUUUUUGAAUUUCAGAUAUGAAAGGAUCCAUUUUUUUAUGUACAAAAAAUACAAAUUUUAUAAAAAUGUAAUUAUAUUAUAAAUUAUUUGUAAGUAUAUUUAAUUCUAUUCACGAAAAAUUUGGUCUUACCCGGACAACGUUGCGUUGAAAAAUAGAGCAUGUUCUAUCGUACAUCGUUCAUCAUAUGAAUACUAUACCAGUGAGGACGUAUAUUCGUACUUUGCAGCAGUUUGUUUUAUUUACGUGCACGCAUCGCCUACAACGCACACAACGCACAGAUUCAGUUAGGACUUGGCGUUAAAAAUUCUGAAAUUCAGUGAGUAUGCUUAAUGAAUCACUCUGGAUAUUAUUUGAAAAUAAUGUCAUAUUCCCUCAUAAUAUUAACAGUCAAAAACUAAAAUUGUAUUUUAGAUACCUAUCUGCAUUUUCUUGUCUACACUCUACAUCAUAGUUUAGCGAAUCCGUUGACUCCAAAAACUGCACACUUGUGAUAAAAUUUAGGCCAAAACCGCACACUUUUAGUAGGUUAAAACUGCACACAUUUAUUUGGUGAAAACCGCACACUUUUUUAAAAUUGUUGUAUCCAAAAACCACACAACUCAUAAUGGUAUAUAAUGGAUUAUUUAUUAUUUAUAUAUGUAUUAAAAACAAAUUGUUUAGAUAUAAUUUAUAUAGGUAUUGCAAAAUGUAUCAGAUAUGAAACCACUAAAAACCACAGGCAUAUCAAGUUAUGUUUACGCACAUUUCAAUGGAUAACUGUACUGGAAAAAUAUUUAAUAUUAAUUGGACAGUUUACCAUAAAUUUAUUAUAAGUUUAGUUGAAAUAUGUAUAGCUAACGAUUAAUGGUUCGAGCAUAUCAAUCUACAAGAUGUAAGCAUUUGUAUGUAACAGAUUAAUUUAAAAUUAUAUAUACAACAUGUGUAUAUAUACAAGACGUGCGAUUUUACCCACUAUAAGUGUGCGAUAUUCAGCCUAACUAAUAUAGCGUGCGGUUUUUGUCUAUUGACCUUUAUGGAGUUGAAAUCAUAUUUGUGCGAUUUUGAGAUGCAAUCAGCGACGUUAGACGGUAAUAUUAAUCAUACUAUGAGAUAAUGUAGAUACACCUAAUUAAAUAGACAUAUAAUAUAAAUAAACGGACAUUUAAUGUGCAUUUAUCGAACGCAUAAUAUUUUAUUUAUUUAAAGCAUUCGAAAAGUUGUACUUCAAAACUUGUAGACUUCAUUUUUUUCCAUUAGAUGCCUAGCUAUAUGGAAUAUAGGUAAUAAAACUUGUCAUAAGGUUACGUAACAGAAUAUAUUGCUAUAAUAUUACGCUAUACAUUCACGCAGUUUUACUACCUGUAUCAUAAAAUAAAAUAAAUAAUGUAAUUAUAUAAAAUAUACGAAUUGUUCGUACAUUUAAGUAUUAUAUUAUUGGCAAUUUAUUUGCUCGUAAAAAUGUUAUAACUACAACUUUUUCUUAUCAUGUGAAAAGUUGUGUAAAUAGAGUAGUUUAAGAUUCUAAGUCGAGCGAAGAAGCUUUUUUUUCUGUGGACAACUUUUCUACCAGAGUUCUUGCUAAGAUUAGCACCUUUUCUGAAAGGAAAUCGAUGUGUACAAAAUAAACGAAAUAUAUUACUAAAAUAUAACGAUUUUUCUUGUCUGUAGACAACUUUUCUACCAGCAAUUUUGCUCCAAUUUAUAAUGAUAGCAAUGUUUCUAAAAGUAAAUUUAACUGGGGAAGUACUUUAAAAAGUCUUUUUUCAAUUUUCUUAGGAGUUUUCCCAGUAAUUGUGAAAAACCGGGAAAAACGGGAAAAUCUGUACAUACAACAAAUACUAUUAAAGAAAAUGUAUAGUACCUAUUUAAUUGCUUUACCAUAAUAUGAUAUACAUAUAUUGUUGACAAAGCAUCACUAUCAACUGAACUCCAUUCAAAAUUGUUUUUUUUUUUUUGUUAGCAAUGGUUUAUUGUUGCUUACAGGUAUACAUUAAAUUACUUAUAACAAUGGCUACACCCGACCCCAUUAUCCUAGGACGUCUUUUCGUUCACGAAUCUUAUUCGCAUGAGCUGAAGAAUAGGGCCCCUGCUCGAAAACGUGUUUAUACUUACGGAAAAAAAAUCAUAUUGGCUACAAAUAACUCGCGGCCCUUAAUUUGUUUAAAAUAUUAUCAUGUACGGCUUGAAAGAAAAGGCGGACAUCAUCGGCAACGCGAUAUUUCGUUGUUAUUAAAAUAACACUAGAUAAAUUCUAUUGCUCCUACGCAUUAAUUCCGAUCGGUUGUUGGGAAAACGGUGAAAGGAACUCCGACAAAAAAUAUUUCAUAUUCCUACAGAAGAAACUUCUUGAAACAUCAUCGUCAUGUCAGUUGCGGAUUACCGAAACGAAUUUACCAACAUGACAGAAGUGGCCAAAACAAUGAUACCACUCAUGCGAGACAUGGAUGGUAAUUAUUGUUAAUUUAUAAAUUUAUAAUGACGGGAACACGAUUUAUCAGAAUUGAGCAUCAACUACGCGCGGAUUAGAUUUAAAAAAAAUUCAUACGAUUUCAAUACAUACUCGUCAUGUCGGUUUUUCCUUUUCGUUGCAGACCGAGCGAUUUGCGAGAAAUGGAUAGCCCGUGCGAAAUCGCUACAGGGCAAAGACGUAAACGUGCUCAGGCACCGGAAUAAUUUUAUGAAGUAUUUCCUGGGACUCAUGAGGCAAACGAUCGCCGAAACGGGACAGUCUCCGGGUUGUUGCGCGUGGGACGUGAGUAAAAUAAAAAAUCACCGCGAACAUUAACCUUAAAAUUCGUUUUCGUACACAGAGACCCGAACCCGGUGUUUUCGACAAACAGAUACCGCCGCCAAAACCGUUGCCAUACCAGUGCCACUGGACACCCGACAAGCGGACCUAUGUGGCCAUACAACCGUUGCCCAACCGCGGGGCUAUGGUGUACAUGGCCGUGGCCGAAAAACCAGAACUUGGAUGGGAUUUCCCCUCGAAAGACUAA